AUGGAUUUAAAAAAUAUUAACGAAAAUGUUUUCCCAAAUCCGAAAAGACUGAAAAUUGGAUUGGAAAAUAUUACACUUGAAAAAGAAUUACAAAGUGAACUGAUGAUUAAAAGUGAAACUUUAGAUGAAAAUGCUGUAGUGAAAGUUGAACGAAGUGAAAAUGAUACACCAGAAGAAAAUUGUAUGAAAGUUGAACGAAUUGAAAAUGAAACAUCAGAAGAAAAUUGUAGUGAUGAAAAUGAUUUGAAUACAAUUAAUUAUGAAAAUCUGAAACUUGAAAAACAAUCACAUAGUGAACUGAUUAUUAAAAGUGAAACUUUUAAUGAAAAUGUUGUAAUGAAAGUUGAACAAAGUGAAAAUGAAACACCAGAAGAAAAGUGUAGUGAUGAAAAUGAUUUGAAUACAAUUAAUUAUGAAAAUCUGAAACUUGAAAAACAAUCACAUAGUGAACUGAUGAUUAAAAGUGAAACUUUAGAUGAAAAUGCUGUAGUGAAAGUUGAACGAAGUGAAAAUGAUACACCAGAAGAAAAUUUUGAACAAAGUGAAAAUGAAACACCAGAAGAAAAGUGUAGUGAUGAAAAUGAUUUGAAUACAAUUAAUUAUGAAAAUCUGAAACUUGAAAAACAAUCACAUAGUGAACUGAUUAUUAAAAGUGAAACUUUUAAUGAAAAUGUUGUAAUGAAAGUUGAACAAAGUGAAAAUGAAACAUCAGAAGAAAAUUGUAGUGAUGAAAAUGAUUUGAAUACAAUUAAUUAUGAAAAUCUGAAACUUGAAAAACAAUCACAUAGUGAACUGAUGAUUAAAAGUGAAACUUUAGAUGAAAAUGCUGUAGUGAAAGUUGAACGAAGUGAAAAUGAUACACCAGAAGAAAAUUGUAUUGAACAAAGUGAAAAUGAAACACCAGAAGAAAAGUGUAGUGAUGAAAAUGAUUUGAAUACAAUUAAUUAUGAAAAUCUUACGAUUGAGAUACAAUUACAGAGUGAACUGAUGAUUAAAUGUGAAAAUUUAGAUGAAAAUGCUGUAAUGAAAGUUGAACGAAUUGAAAAUGAAACACCAGAAGAAAAUUGUAGUGAUGAAAAUGAUUUGAAUACAAUUAAUUAUGAAAAUCUGAAACUUGAAAAAGAAUUGCAUACUGAGGUAAUGAUUAAAGACGAAAUAAUGAUUGAAAGUGAUUUAGUACAGCAAGAUGAAAACGUAAACCCGUUUUCAUGUGAAAUUUGUAAAAAAAUCUUCCUUAAUCGUUAUAAGUUACUUCGACAUAAAAUAGUUCAUAGUGAUACCAAAUCAUUUUCAUGUGAUAGCUGUAGUAAAGCAUUCAGUCGAAGAGAUAGUUUAGUUCGGCAUAAAAAAAUUCAUAGUAGAGUCAAGCCAUUUUCAUGUGAUAGUUGUGAUAAAACAUUCACUCAAAGUUGUGAUUUAUUUCGACAUAAACAACACCAUAAUGAACAGAAAUUAAUUCCAUGUGAUACCUAUGAUGCUGAUAUUAAAGAAAGAUCAGCACUAUUGGUAAAAGAUAAACAAACCGGUGAUAAUAUGAUGACCAGCGAAGAAAGAAUGGAAGAAAAUGAUUCAAUGAAUUCAAUAACGGAUAUUUUAUCAACUACAAACCAAAUGUGUUGA
This is a messenger RNA of Chrysoperla carnea, 1620 nucleotides long. RefSeq names its product zinc finger protein 675-like. NCBI's taxonomy places the organism in Eukaryota, Metazoa, Arthropoda, Insecta, Neuroptera, Chrysopidae. The record is from RefSeq and is a predicted model, not a curated record. Gene Ontology annotation, molecular function: DNA-binding transcription factor activity, RNA polymerase II-specific; RNA polymerase II transcription regulatory region sequence-specific DNA binding. Gene Ontology annotation, cellular component: nucleus. Gene Ontology annotation, biological process: regulation of transcription by RNA polymerase II. The transcript has 5 exons. The coding region runs from base 1 to 1620 and encodes 539 amino acids.